Messenger RNA from Aspergillus homomorphus CBS 101889, 1491 nucleotides. Its product is annotated as Zn(II)2Cys6 transcription factor. The transcript has 4 exons. Gene Ontology annotation, cellular component: nucleus. Gene Ontology annotation, biological process: positive regulation of transcription by RNA polymerase II. The record is from RefSeq and is a predicted model, not a curated record. Gene Ontology annotation, molecular function: DNA-binding transcription factor activity, RNA polymerase II-specific; zinc ion binding; transcription cis-regulatory region binding. Bases 1 to 1491 code for a protein of 496 amino acids. Lineage: Eukaryota; Fungi; Ascomycota; Eurotiomycetes; Eurotiales; Aspergillaceae.
AUGACUCCACAGCAGGCCUGCUAUACCUGCCGAUAUAGGCGCAUUCAGUGCGACCUGUCUGCACGGCCCUGCAGAAAAUGCACCAAGGCGGGGGUGGAAUGUCUCGAUAAGAGACCCAUCCGAUGGGUCAAAGGUAUCUCCAUCCGGGGCAAAAUGAGGGGUAUAUCUUUGGAACAUCCAGCAGAGAAUCCUUCGACUGGAUCGGCCAUUAUCCCCUUUGUCGUACAUGGCCACACUAUGCCUCUAGAGCUCGGGGAGCCAUCGUUUUCCUGCCUAGACCCAACAUCCAGAUAUUAUUUGAGCUACUAUGACGACUGUAUAUGCAGCCUUUUCAUCGUGUACGAUGGCAACAACAAUCCAUUCCGGAAGUUGCUGUCGCUAGCCCUGAAUGAUUCCACUCUGCUCAAGGCUGCUCUUGCUUUGGCAGCGCGCCACCGAGCGAAUUUGGGUCAUUCGUUCCAGAGAUACGACGAAGAGACCCCACCCACUCCCUUGACCGUGCAUCAAGAUGCCUUGGGGUACAAGCAUCGCGCGAUUCGGGAAAUCUCAAUUGCCUUGGAUGAUCCCACACUAUGCGCUCGAGACAGCACCGUGGCCAGUGUCUUUUUGUUGAUCUUUCUUGACCUGCUGGAGUCUGGGAGCGAUCGAUGGAACUUUCACCUGGAAGGUGCUAAGAAGCUCAUCAGCUUCAGCCAACAACAAACGGGAGCAUUUUCUGAGAUCGGUCAAGAACCUGGUCAGACAGUUAAGCUUAUUCGGGAGUUCAUCAAUAGUCAAAUAUACCUGAUCGAGACCCUUGGAGCCACCUUCGUUCGUCCCAAUCUCUUAACAGACUCUGAUCCAUUGGACUCAGCACGCGUGGUGUCGCGAGUAGCAGAGACGGUAGAGCAAUCGUUCCUCGGCUGUCCCGACUAUCUCUUGAUUGCUAUACGAUGUCUAUCCCUCUCCCGAGACUCCAUCCACGAUCUUUCCAACCCUGAGAUGGUGGAAUACCAUCAGUAUAACGUGACUUCUGUUCUGCAAUCGAUCGAGGAAUUUGACUGCUUUGCUUGGGCCAUCAAUCUGCCUCAGCCCAAUCAAGCAGCCGCGAACACGGUCGGCGACCUUUGCAUGUUGGCUGCGUCAUAUAAGCUGGGGGCGCAGAUCUACGGGCAGCGAAUUCUCGAUACCUUGUCUCAAACCGACACUUCCAUGGGCGAGCUCUUGAAGGAGCUGAUGCAGUCCAUCCACUCCCUUUGCGCCAGCGACAAUCUGCUCAAGUGUGCUCUAUGGCCUAUUUGUAUUGCCGGCUUAGAGUGUGAGCUGCCGGGGGAAAGAUACUUUCUGAUUCAGUCGCUCGAGCAGUUUUGGGAGAAAACCAAGUGCGUCAACGUCAUCAACGCGGCGAAGAUCUUGCAAUCGUACUGGCAGCGAAAUGGUCACCAGCCAGCUAUUCCUUCAGCAUGGAUCGUCGACAUUGGCUUGUCGGGUCGUGACUGGCUGUUGAUUUAA